Dibothriocephalus latus is the source of this 342-nucleotide messenger RNA. NCBI's taxonomy places the organism in Eukaryota, Metazoa, Platyhelminthes, Cestoda, Diphyllobothriidea, Diphyllobothriidae. The record is from the annotation of a GenBank genome assembly.
AUGCGUGUCUGUUAUCCUUCAGGUAAUCACUCCACCACGGUUGCUGAUGCACCCAGUGAUGCACCAAUUCAGCACUUCCCCUCCGUCUGCCCCUUCCCCGACCUUGCCCUUCCACCUUCGCUACCUCCGACGCCCCCAAGCAGCUUACAUUAUUCCCCCGUCUCCACUAGCCUCGCCGUGACCUUCCGUCGGGAGUUAGCUCCCGAAGGAACAACAUCGAGGACAACACUCGGUGUCGCUAGUACAUACAUUGUGGCAGACGAAGUCCCUGCCUUCAACGACCGGAAAUGUGGCCUUCUGGUUCCGAGGCAGUCAGCUCAGCCUCACAAUUUGAAGACAUAG